Messenger RNA from Nylanderia fulva, 554 nucleotides. The record is from RefSeq and is a predicted model, not a curated record. Lineage: Eukaryota; Metazoa; Arthropoda; Insecta; Hymenoptera; Formicidae.
CCUGUCCACGUCGCAGUAAGCCUCGUGCGUUAGUGCAUAGAAUAUCAAUCGAUUCAUUAACAAAAACUCAAACUGCAAGUUGUUUUUAUAUCGUACGUGUUGUUAUACAUAUUUUUAUUGCUUAAAUAAUGAUUUUGAUACAGAAUUUACCUUCUGAAGUUAUUUUAAUAAUUCUGGAAAACGUAACUAUUAGCUUGAAGGAUGUUGAAAAUUUUGGUUCCACGUGCGUGCAAUUUCAACGUAUAUCCCAUGAUAAAAAUCUCUGGAGAAAAAAGUAUGCUGAGAGAUGGCCUUCUGCGAAGGUACAUUUCAAAAACAAAGUAGGCGUCAAAUUUGAUAACGCCAAUAUUGAAGAUUUAAAAGAGGGUAUGAAAUGUGCAGAAGACUUGUGGCUAUACGUGUCUCGUCUGCCUAAGAUGUAUUACUGUGGAAUAAUUUAUUCGAAUAUUAACUUUGAGGAUAUGGAGGAUACCAAAUCCAAUCCAAUUUAACAAAAAGACACUACAGUAUAAAAAUAUUUCGACAUUUGAAUACAUAUAUUUUUCAUAAAAAAU